Molecule: messenger RNA, 2242 nt
Organism: Ruditapes philippinarum (Manila clam)
Lineage: Eukaryota; Metazoa; Mollusca; Bivalvia; Venerida; Veneridae
Product: zinc finger protein 862-like
Exons: 2
Coding region: 26-1789 (587 amino acids)
Molecular function (GO): protein dimerization activity
Source: RefSeq, a predicted model, not a curated record
UAGUCAUAUACGUGCUCUUGAAAUAAUGAAGGAAACAAAAGAAUAUGAGACAGCAAGAUCCAAACAACUACAAUCAUCUGAAGCAGCUGUGAUAGGGGCAAUGAAGAAUGUAGCCUUUAUGGCUUCCCAUGAUCUUCCCAACAGUAUAAUGACUGAUCUAAACGAACUCUGUAAAGAGCAGGGAGCAUCCCAUCUGAAGUCUCUGAAGUGUGAUGACCAUACAUCAUAUGAACAUAAUUCGUCUGUGAGUGAAUUUCAGAAGGCAAUUUCAGAAGUUAUUACUGAUGAACUUGUUGAUGCAAUUAAGAAAUCACCCUAUUUCAGUGUAACUUUAGAUGAGUCCACAGACAUUGGUGUGAAACAAAACUUGAUUGUUUAUGUCAUGUAUCUUGUGAAAGAAAAGGGUAAAAUGAUAAGUAAGAAUGAUUUUGUAGGUAUUGUUCAUUUAGACAAAGGUGCCACAGCCCAGAACAUUUUUGAUGCAUUAAUUGAUCUUUUAACCAAGAGAGGUAUAGAUUGUACUAAGUUAGCUGGUGUAGCAACUGAUGGAGCAGCAGUUAUGACAGGGAACAAGUCUGGAGUGGUUCAGAGAGUAAAAACCCACAAUCCUGGUGUAUUGUCAGUUCACUGUAUAGCUCACAGGCUUGCACUUAGUUCAGGUGGUGCAGCCGACAGUAUUAUGUACCUUGUCAAGUUUCAGGAAAUUGUUAAUGCAUUGUAUAAAUACUUUGAAUACUCUCCUAAACAUGCCAAUUGUUUGAAAGAUAUGCAGGUUAUUCUAGAUCAGAAGCAGAAAUUGAAGUUAAAACAAAUAUUUCAUACCAGAUGGCUUUCAUUUGAUGGUGCCUUGCAAGCUGUUAUUUGUAAUUACAGUAGUUUGUUGUCUGUAUUGUUAGCUGAUAAGAGUGCAAAAGCUGCAGGUCUUGUAAAGUCUUUGUCAACUUACAAAUUUUUGUACACAGCACAUUUUCUGUCAGAUGUCAUGCAUUACCUUUGUCGCCUGAGUAAAUCUUACCAGUCAUCAGACAUAAAUUUCACUUCUGUCUAUUCUUUGCUUGAGAAUACAAUCUGCAAGAUUAAAUCUCUUGAAAAUGGCUCUGGAGAAAACAUUACUGCCUUCCUCAAGUCUGUUCCUAAUGCCCCAGUUGAGUCCGAUAUCCAAGGUAUUUUUGAAUUUGAAUUUGGAAGUCAUUUAAUUAAAGAUUCUGAAAAGCAGAGGAAGGAGGCCAGAGAUAUUUGUAUUCAAUUUUGUGAAAAAGUUCAAAACAAUCUAAAAACAAGGUUUGAUCCAACAGGUGACAGUGCUGUCCUUACAGCAAUUAGUAAUGUUUUAGACCCCAGAGUCAUUGCCAAGUUAGAUGAAGCAGAUUUCAGACAGAAAAUAGAAACAGAAGUGAAUGUUAUUUCUGGUUUUUUUAAGAAAACAAAUCCUGAAAGCAACCUUCAUUCAGAAACUUUUGAUUUUUUUGACUUUGUAAAGUCCAAUGACAGGAGAUUCACUUUAAUGAAUAGUGUAGAUGACAUGUGCCAGUAUGCCAUCACAGAAAAUGUGCUGUUCCCUGGGCUUGCUGAUGUAGCCCUUAGGUUUCUUGUUACCCCUGUCUCAACUGUAGAUUGUGAGAGGGGGUUCAGCAGACACAAUUUGAUAAAAACAAAAACAAGAAAUUGUCUUAAAACAGAAACUGUUGAAAACCUUAUGAUGAUUUCCAUAAGGAAGCCUGCUUUUGACUUCCCUUUCCACUUAGCAUUUAAGAAGUGGGUGGAUGUCAAGAAAAGAAGGAUAAUAUAAACAUUGUGUGAGAAAGAAACUGUUCAAUGUAGCAUCAUUGUUAUAUUUGUCUGUGAAAUGUGCAUUGUAAAAGGUUGAAAUGUUAAUUUACUCAUUGUGAAAUGUUCAGAUUGAAACUGUAUACAUGUAUGUGCUUGUAGUUACUGAAGCAUUAUAAUGAUUAUUGUCAUUCAUAUAAUGCUUAAAGGAAACUUAUGUGCUUAAUGCCUUAAAUAAGAUUGAAGGUAUUGAAAAUGUUAAAUGUAUUUAAAAGAUAUAACUAUCAAUACUUAUUGUUAUUGUUCCUCCAUGAUAUAUUUAUAUGAAAACAUGAUGAAAAUAAAAUUAUUACAUAAGCCAACAGUGUAUGUUGUCAAUCACAGCACCAUUAAAAAAAGUCCGUCGCAGUUUUGGCUAUAAUUUUUUAAAAUGUUAAAAUGUUGGCUAUUAUUUUUACAAAGCCAGUGUGAGCCC